Molecule: messenger RNA, 318 nt
Organism: Lathyrus sativus (Indian pea)
Lineage: Eukaryota; Viridiplantae; Streptophyta; Magnoliopsida; Fabales; Fabaceae
Source: the annotation of a GenBank genome assembly
AUGGCGUUGAGUAUUUUGAAGAACCUCGUAAAAUUUUCAUCAUCGACGGCAACCACCACCGCCACCAGAAAUUUCAGCCUCGUAACCACUCAAAUCAGCAACCAUACGGCCAAGUGGAUGCAGGAUACAAGCAAGAAAUCUCCAAUGGAGCUGAUCAAUGAAGUACCACCAAUUAAGGUCGAAGGCAGGAUAGUUGCUUGUGAAGGAGAUACUGAUCCCGCCCUGGGACACCCAAUUGAAUAUAUAUGCCUUGACUUGGCCAAGCCAGCUGUCUGCAAAUAUUGUGGCCUGCGAUAUGUUCAGGAUCACCACCAUUAG